This is a messenger RNA of Gilbertella persicaria, 320 nucleotides long. RefSeq names its product ribonucleoprotein LSM domain-containing protein. NCBI's taxonomy places the organism in Eukaryota, Fungi, Mucoromycota, Mucoromycetes, Mucorales, Choanephoraceae. Gene Ontology annotation, molecular function: RNA binding. The transcript has 5 exons. The coding region runs from base 52 to 300 and encodes 82 amino acids. The record is from RefSeq and is a predicted model, not a curated record. Gene Ontology annotation, cellular component: Lsm1-7-Pat1 complex; U6 snRNP; U4/U6 x U5 tri-snRNP complex. Gene Ontology annotation, biological process: mRNA splicing, via spliceosome.
AAAAAAAAUAAACAAUUUUUUUUCUUUAUUUCUUUCUCUUUCUCCUUUAAUAUGUCACAACUAUUACCUUUAGAACUUAUUGACAAAUGUAUUGGCUCAAAAAUCUGGGUUGUUAUGAAAAACGAAAAAGAGUUUUCUGGAAAGCUAUUGGGUUUUGAUGACUAUGUUAAUAUGGUGUUGGAAGAUGUGACAGAAUUUGAGAACACAAAGGAAGGAUACAAGACACAAAAAUUGGAACAAAUUCUUUUGAAUGGAAACAACAUUUGUGUUCUGAUACCGGGUGGUUCUGGUCCUCUUUAAACGUAAAGAAUAAACCGACU